Cannabis sativa is the source of this 2023-nucleotide messenger RNA. RefSeq lists its product as uncharacterized. The transcript has 2 exons. The record is from RefSeq and is a predicted model, not a curated record. The coding region runs from base 1085 to 1858 and encodes 257 amino acids. Gene Ontology annotation, molecular function: RNA binding. Gene Ontology annotation, cellular component: ribonucleoprotein complex. NCBI's taxonomy places the organism in Eukaryota, Viridiplantae, Streptophyta, Magnoliopsida, Rosales, Cannabaceae.
CUUCAAUAAAUAAAUUCCAUUUAAAUAAAUAAAAUUCCCUUAUUCAUUUAUUUUUAGAAGAAAUUAGUAAUUUUCUGGAGAGCUCAGCUCAGUCGCCUUUCUUCUCCCAAAUUCAGAACCCUAACCCUAGACAGAUUCAUCUACGUCUCUCCUUUUCAAUUUUCCCAUCAUCUAAUCUAAUCUAAUCUAAUCUAUUCUCUUUUUUCUUUUCCCCAAAAGACUUCGCUUGAAUUGUCAAUUACCGCCGCAAAUCAAAUUUCAGAGCCAUUCCCGAUUGAUUCAAUAAACCCGACGAACAGGUGAACUUCUAUCUGAUUAGGUUUAUUUUGGAUUUUCGAUGUUUUGAGUUGAUUUUAGGUUUAGAAUAUUGAUAACAGGCUUUACUGUUAAAAAUUAAAAUUUAUUUAUAAAAUUUUGUGGUUUUCUUUUUCUUUGUUCUCUUUUGGGCUGUGUGAACUUGAUUUCUUAAUCGGAUUUGGAAGAUAACCUAAGUUUAGCAAACCUAUAUUUUCUAUUACCUGUUCUGAAAUUGAAGAAUAAUAAUUUUAUUGCUUUGUUUUUUAAAAAGGAUUUUCUUACCUAUAUGAUUGCUAAUUUGAGUUGGUGUUAGUUCAUGGGAAACUAUGCUUGACACAUUAGAGUGUAAUUGAUAGAGUCUUGAGUUGAGGAUAUUGGUUGAAGUUCAAACCUUUCUUCUGUUUUUUUUAAAGAGCAAUUAUUGUUUUUGCUGCUAUUUUUGAACUUGAUAAUAAUUUAGUCAACAUAAGAAUGGAUCUUAUGUUUUGUGACCUUUUUCUUGCUCUAGUUUUUCUUUUGCCUAAUCUGGUUUCUGUAGGUUUUGUUCAGUAGCAACAGUUUUUGAGACUUUAUUUGGUAGAAAGGGAUUUACUUUUUUUAUGUGAUACAUUUUUCUUUAUGUUUUUAAAUGCAUUUGGGUUGGUUUAUAUGGGAGAUGGUAAAUAUGAUAAAACAUUUCAGUAUAAAAGAUUUAGAGAAUUUAGGUAUCAAGAAAACGUGGGCUGGGUUUGGUUUAUUAACAACUUGAGUGGGGGAUUUUUUUCUCUUUUUUCUGGGUAUAAGGGCAAUGUUGGGAAGAGGGGGGGUUUCGGACGGGUACGAGGUCGGCUCAAAGAGACAAAGAAUGAUGGAAUCAAAUCCGUACUUCGCAGUGAGCAGUGGCGGAAUUGGCUUUCAACCUUAUGGCUACGGGGGUGUAUUUCAGCCUCCUCCGUUUCCUGUUGUUCGAUUGAGAGGACUCCCUUUCAACUGCACAGAUAUUGACAUAUUCAAGUUUUUUGCUGGAUUGGAUAUUGUUGACGUGUUGUUGGUCAACAAGAAUGGACGGUUUUCAGGUGAGGCCUUUGUCGUCUUUGCUGGUGCGGUACAGGUUAAUUUCGCUCUGCGAAGAGACCGACAGAACAUGGGCCGUAGAUAUGUGGAGGUUUUCAGGUGCAAGAGGCAAGAUUAUUAUAAUGCCAUUGCAGCCGAGAUAAAUUACGAAGGAAUAUAUGAUAAUGACUAUCAUGGAAGUCCUCCUCCAUCAAGACCCAAGAGGUUUAUUGAUAAAGACCAGAUGGAAUACACCGAGAUAUUGAAGAUGCGUGGCCUCCCUUUCUCUGCCUCGAAAUCAGACAUAGCUGACUUCUUCGCAGAAUUUAAAGUUGUCGAAAAUCAGAUUCAUAUUGCUUGCAGACCCGAUGGAAAAGCUACUGGCGAAGCAUAUGUGGAGUUUGUCUCCGUUGAGGAGGCUAAACGAGCAAUGGGGAAGGACAAAAUGACUAUCGGGUCAAGGUAUGUAGAGCUGUUUCCAUCAACACCGGAUGAAGCCAGGCGUGCUGAGUCUAGGUCAAGGCAGUGAGUUAUAGCCUUGUAGCCAUUGACACUUACCUACAUUUAUGUGAACUUCAACUUUGGGUGCUGAGUCCCUUUUUAGGUUUGAUUGUUAGAACAUUUGGUGUGUUUUUCAGAGUCAAAUUGAGUUCACCAUAUGGGAUUUAAGGAGCAUUUGGGUUUGUUUCAUUGA